AUGAUAGAGAAUACCAAAGUGAAUAUAUUUUAUGGAAAUAAUAAGUAUCCAUUUAUUUGUAAGAGCAUUUUGAAUGUAUAUAAAAAUAAGAAUAAGAAGAUUCUUGAGAAAACGGAAACUACUGUAAAUGUUGAUGAGAACAUAAAGUUUAUAAAGGAUGCAAAUGUCGAAGAACUAAAAAUUGAAUUUUUAACUAACGCUCCGAACAAUAAUAACAAUAAUAAUAAUAAUAACAAUAAUAAUAAUAAUAACAAUAAUAAUAAUAAUAAUAAUAUUAAUAAGGGUAAUAUGAACCACUGUGGUAAGAAUCAAGAAGAAGAAAAAAAAAACUUAAGCAAAAGUAAUAAUAUUGAAAAGGUACCAUAUAUUUGUAGUAGUGAUAAGAUAUUCGCCAAAAUAUUAGAUCAUCUAUUAAAAACAGAUUUAUAUAAUAUAUCUGAAAAAAUAGAUCCUAAGAACAAUAAAGUUGUUAAUAUUUAUGUACAAACACAAUAUGAGGAAUGGCUUGAUUUUUUUAGAUCGAGAAAUGUUAACAAAGAUAUUGUAUUUAUAUGUGAACAUCUUAACAAGCAUUUACAUUUAAACACCUUUGUUGUUUCAGAAUAUUUAACAUUGUCCGAUAUCUUUAUAUAUUUUCAAAUGUAUAAAUAUUUUCAUGUGAGUAGUACCCAGUAUGCCAAAUAUUCAAAAAUGUACAAGAAUAUUAAUAGAUGGCAUAAAUUAAUAGAUUCCCUAAUUUAUUUUGAAGACGCUGAAUGGAAAAAAAACUUGAAAUGUUUAAUUUGUGAUAAUAAAAUGAACUUUGAUGAUAGAAAGGAUAAUUUAAAAAAUAAUAAUAAAUCAAUGAAUAAUACCGAUGAUGUAAAAUGUAAGAAAAAAACGGUUACUACAUCAUAUUCAGGCAAAUUAGAAAAUGCAGUUAUUGGGAAUGUAGUUACACGAUUUCCACCUGAACCAUCAGGUUAUUUACAUGUGGGUCAUGCGAAAGCGGCUUUUUUAAAUAAUUAUUAUGCACAAAUGUAUGAAGGAAAGAUGUUAUUACGUUUUGAUGAUACCAAUCCUGUUUUAGAAGAUAUAAAAUAUGAAAAGUCGAUUAUUGAAGAUUUAGAAAAUCUUGGAUUAAAAUAUGAAAAAAUUAGUUAUUCUUCUGAUCAUUUUGAUUUAUUAGAAAAAUAUUGUAUUGAUAUGAUAAAAAUGAAUAAAGCAUAUGCUGAUGAUACUGGUGUAGAAGAUAUGAGAAAUCAAAGAGGGGAAGGUAUCGAAUCUAUUAAUAGAAAUAAUUCAAUAGAAAAGAAUUUGGAAUUAUUUAAUGAAAUGAGAAAAGGUACAGAAAUAGGUCAAAAAAAUUGUAUAAGAGCUAAAAUUAAUAUGCAGAGCAAAAAUAAAUGUAUGAGAGAUCCAGUAAUGUAUCGUUGUAUUGUAGAUGUACCACAUCAUAAACAUCAAUUUAAAUAUAAAUGUUAUCCAACAUAUGAUUUUGCAUGCCCAAUUAUUGAUUCAAUUGAAGGUGUAACUCAUGCAUUACGAACAAAUGAAUAUAGUGAUAGAAUUGAACAAUACAAUUGGUUUAUAUCCACAUUAAAUUUAAGAAAAGUAUAUAUAUAUGAAUUUAGUAGAUUAGCAUUUGUAAAAACUGUAAUGUCAAAAAGAAAAUUAAAAUGGUUUGUAGAAAAUAAUGUGGUAGAUAGUUGGGUAGAUCCACGUUUUCCAACAAUCAAAGGUAUAUUAAGAAGAGGAUUAACAAAAGAAGCAUUAUUUCAAUUUAUUUUAGAACAAGGUCCAUCAAAAGCUGGAAAUUUAAUGCAAUGGGAUAAAUUGUGGUCUAUUAAUAAACAAAUUAUUGAUCCAAUUAUACCUAGAUAUGCCGCUGUUGAUAAAAAUUCAAGUAUCCUUUUAAUAUUAACAGAUUUAACCGAUCAAGUUAUUCAAAAAGAGAGAGAUUUACAUAUGAAAAAUAAAUCCUUAGGAACAUGUAACAUGUAUUAUAAUAAUAAAUAUUUAAUAGAAUUAGAAGAUGCACAAACCUUACUUGAAAAUGAAGAAAUUACAUUAAUCAAAUUAGGAAAUAUUAUUAUAAAAAAUAUUGAAAAAGAGAAUGGUAAAAUUAAACAAAUAAAUGCACUUUCAAAUUUUCAUGGAGAUUUUAAAACAACCAAAAAAAAAAUACAUUGGUUACCUUAUCUACCUCAACAAUUAAUCACAUGUACACUAUAUGAAUAUGAUCAUCUAAUAACUGUUGAUAAAUUUGAAAAUGAUAACAAAGACGAUUGGACCAAUUUUAUUAAUUUUAAUAGUAAACAUGAAACAUUAGUGUAUGCCGAACCAUCCAUUUCUUCCUUAAAAGUUUCUGAUAAAUUUCAAUUUGAAAGAAGAGGAUAUUUUAUUCUUGACAAAAUCGAUCCACAUCAUCAUUUACAUUUAAUUAAAAUACCAGAUGGAAAAUCCAAAAAUAUGUCCAUAAUAACUACCAAAGUUGACCCAAAACAAUUAGCAGGAACAAAAGAUACAAAAGAUGCAAAAGAUACAAAAAAUACAAAAGAUACAAAAAAUACAAAAGAUACAAAAGAUACAAAAAAUACAAAACCUAAUUAA
Messenger RNA from Plasmodium falciparum 3D7, 2592 nucleotides. Its product is annotated as glutamate--tRNA ligase. NCBI's taxonomy places the organism in Eukaryota, Apicomplexa, Aconoidasida, Haemosporida, Plasmodiidae. Gene Ontology annotation, cellular component: cytoplasm; protein-containing complex. Gene Ontology annotation, molecular function: nucleotide binding; glutamate-tRNA ligase activity; aminoacyl-tRNA ligase activity. The record is from RefSeq and is a predicted model, not a curated record. Gene Ontology annotation, biological process: translation; tRNA aminoacylation for protein translation; tRNA aminoacylation.